Molecule: messenger RNA, 4294 nt
Organism: Octopus sinensis (East Asian common octopus)
Lineage: Eukaryota; Metazoa; Mollusca; Cephalopoda; Octopoda; Octopodidae
Product: zinc metalloproteinase nas-14
Exons: 18
Coding region: 726-2993 (755 amino acids)
Biological process (GO): proteolysis
Molecular function (GO): metalloendopeptidase activity; zinc ion binding
Source: RefSeq, a predicted model, not a curated record
UUUAGAGUAGUUAUAAAUAACUGCCUGUCGGCUCUUUACAACCAGUCAAAACAAACAAACGAAGAGCUCCUCGAUGCUGUUAAAUAAGAACCUUACGAACCAAAAUAUUAUUUUACUUCCAGAAAAAAAUCUGUAAAUGAAAAUAGGUAUUUCAUACCGAUAUCUUAUUCAAGAAGCCUGAAAUACGCAAAGGAAAGAAGAGAACGAAAGAAAGAAGGGAAAGAAAAGUGUGAAGAAGCAUUAGAUGAUAAAACCAGCAAGAACAUGUAAAAAAAAAAUAAACACUGUGACAGAAAUUUAUUGGGUUCUUCAACCUUCCUUACCCUCUGAAAUACGGCGAAUUUAUGUAUUUUAGAAGAGCAUCGUCUUUUAGUUUUAUGUCUUUAUCGCUAGCAACUAAAUAAACUGACCCCCUACCCACCAUUUCCGCAGUGUGUUGUCAUUUGAGAUUAGAAAAAGCCCAGCACAGUGAGUGAAAUUAGUAACUGAAACAUUGUAAUUAUAUAUAUAUAUAUAUACACACAAAUAUAUUGAAAAAAAAAUUAUUAUAAAAACAAGUUAACAACAACGACAAGAGCAGCCGUUUAUUUCCCGCUGCCUGAACAAGCAGAUAACUGUUGACUAAUAGGCACACAGUAACAACAACCCCAAAAAUCAUAAUAGUCAGUAACUUAAAAAAAUAAAGAAAAACUGUGUAGACGCUGUCUUGAUAACAUUUAUCCAAAAUGUUCUCCUCAACUAAAUGUCUGUGGAUAACUCUCUUACAAGUGGUGUAUUAUUGUCAACCAGGCUUCACCGUUCCUUUGCCCCCAUCAGACAUUGGCAAGAAUUACCAAAUUAGUAAAGAAGGAAUUGGUAUAAUAGGGCCAUACAGCAAUAAAUCAAUUGACCAGCUGAUUACGGGAGCACUCGGUGGAAUCGGAAAGGCUGCCAACAGCAUUGUCGGUGCAAAUGGAUCGAUCCUUGCUGAACUGGAUAUGAUGUUGAAUAUUGAGCAGUUCAACGAUUUGUAUGAAGUUCCAAACACAGAAUCGGAACCUAUCCGCAAAAGGCGAAAAGCAGUUCGCAACGAUAAGUUUCGCUGGACAAACGGUAUCAUCCCUUACGAACUCGAUCCAUAUGAUUUCUCGGUAAAGGACUUUUAUUUCAUUAAACGCGCCUUAACUGAAUGGGAAAGAUACACUUGUCUCAAGUUUGUGCCUGCAAGACAGACUGACAAAAACAGAAUUCUCUUUAGACACGGCAGUGGAUGUAAUUCACAACUGGGUAUGGUCGGAGGCGUGCAAGCCGUAAAUUUGGAUGCUAAUGGUUGCCGUUAUAAAGGACUUUAUCUACACGAAGUUGGUCAUGCCGUAGGUCUUGUUCAUGAGCAUCAGCUACCUGAUCGUGAUAGGCACAUUAAAAUUAUUUACCAAAAUGUCUUGCCAAGCAUGAGAAUCUGGUUUAACAAAUACUCUAAAGGUGUUAUCAAUAGCAUGAAUGUGCCAUAUGAGUUGUCGUCAGUCAUGCACUAUGGAAUUACAGCUUUUUCAUAUGAUGGAAAAUCUCAAACCAUUUCCGCGCUAGACAAAUCUCGAGAAGACGAAAUUGGAAGAGUAUAUCAAAAAGAAUUAGCGUAUAGUGAUGUGGAAAUAGUGAACAAAAUGUACAACUGUAGAGCACGUUGUCCGGAUAAGGAUAACAUCAAAUGUCUGAAUGGUGGUGUUCUUGACGAAAACUGCAAAUGUAUAUGUCCAGAUGGUUCUCAAGAUUGUCGAGAGGGCGCUACUGUCGAUGCGAAUUGUAAGAAUAAACACCGCGGCUGGCCUUGUUCCAUCUGGGCAAACCAAGGAGAAUGCGAACGGAAUCCGGCAUUUAUGGAAGAUUACUGUCGAAAAUCCUGCGGUCUGUGUGGGGAGAAAGCAGAUGUAAAGCAGGGAAUUACUGAGGAAGAUUUCGCAAAACAACUUUAUUUAUGGCUUGGAUUACAGACACACCUCGCUCCCGAAGUCUGGAAAGGCUCAUCAACUUGUAAGAACGUUUACCUUGAUGGAAAAUGUGACACAUGGGCUGCGAAUGGAGACUGUUUAACAAAUCCUAAAUGGAUGAACAAAAAUUGUGCAAAGAGUUGCAGUUCGUGUCCUGAUACGCAACGACCUAGCUGUAAAAAUACGUACCUAAAUGACGAAAAAUGUGGCCAGUGGGCCUUGGAAGGUGAAUGCCAGUUAAACAACGUAUGGAUGGAGCAAUAUUGUGGUCAUUCUUGUAGAACAUGUGACAAAGUUACCGGUGGCGGCGGUACAGAUGAGGAAUAUGAUGACUGCAAAGAUUCCGAGCAAUAUCGAGAUAAGUGCCCUGCCUGGGCCCAAGCAAAUCAGUGUGCAAUAAACCCUAAAUUUAUGAUACCACACUGCCGAAUGUCCUGCAAGAAAUGCCAAACAAAAGGUUGUGUGAACUUAUACAAAGAUAAUAUUUGCGACUUGAAGGCACAAGGUGACCAAUGUGAAUCUAACAAAGAAUUCAUGAGGAAAAACUGCAGAAAGUCUUGCAAACUUUGUAGUGAAGGUGAAAUUGAACAUGAUAAGAAAACCACAGUCUAUGUUGAACCAACGACAUCACCAACUACAAAAAGCAAUCCCUACAAUUGCUAUGAUACCCACACUAACGUAGAAGAUUGUAAAAUGUGGCGUGACAAUAACCAUUGUAACAUUAAUCCUGAUUGGAUGGCUAGACAUUGUCGUAAAUCAUGUGGUUUCUGUAGUGAUUCAGGAAGAACUACUACCACAAGCAGUUCUUGUCAAGACAAUGAUGCUGGAUGUGAAGAAUGGGCAAAGCACGAUAUGUGUACUACAAAUGCUCGUUAUAUGUUGGUUCAUUGCCGGAAGUCAUGUAAAACUUGUGGAGGUUGUGAAGAUGAUAAUCAGUUAUGUGCAGCAUGGGCCAAAGGACAUCACUGCAACAAAAAUGCAGGCUACAUGUUACGGCAUUGCAGAAAGUCCUGUAAUGCUUGUUAGAAGUCAAUGUUCGAGGGGUACUCAUUAAAGAUUUCCCCUUACCCACUUCCCAAGGACUGGGAUAAACAAAACUUGGCAUAAUUAUUAGUCCUUCUCUACAUAGCCACCAUCAAUGGUGACACACUUUUCCCAUCAUUUUAUGCAGCUGUGAAGACUCAUCUAUAGAAGUCAGUAGGUUAUGUUUGGUGCCAAGGCUUUACCUCAGAAAUAAGUUUAUCAUAAUCUGAAACGUACUUCCCCUUCAAAAAAGUUCAUGGUUGGAAAGAGGUGGAAGUCAAAUGGUGGAAGGUUGGGAGAGUAAGGGGGAUGAGGAAAGAUUCCAUAUCUACAGGAGUAUGCUUUCUUCUGAGCAACAUGCACAUUGGGAACCGGGGCAUUGUAUUGGAGGAGGUGGAGUCCUUUGGUCAGCAUGCCAUGCCUAUCUGCUUUGAUGGCAUCUCAGCAGAGAAGCAUAAUAUGUGGUGCCCUUUGCCAGAAAAUCCAUCAUCACUACUUCAUGCAGGUCCCAAAAGACUGUGAGCAUCACCUUGCCUGCUGAGGGUUGGACACGAGCUUUCUUUGGAGGUGUGAGUUAUCAUGAUUCCAUUGCUUUGACUGGACUUUAGUUUUAGGAUCAUAGUGAUGGACGACGAUGGACGACCCAUGUUUCAUCCUGUGUGAUAAGUCUGCCAAAAAAGUCCUCCUUGUUUUCUUGGCACAUUGCCAAAAGAGCCUGGGAGCAAUUGAUUCAUUCCUGCUUCUGAAAAGGUGUGAGCAUACGGGGAAUCCAUCAUGCAGACAACUUCUGCAUGUACAAAUGGUCAUGAGUGAUUUUUUCCAAUGACCCUACACUUAUCUUCACUUUUUGGGCUAGUUGCCAAACACUUAUGCAGCAAUCCUCCAAAAUGAUGGCUUCAACUUUAUGGUUGGUGUUGUCAUCAAAGGCAGAACAUGGUUGUCCAGAAAUAGGAGCAGUUUCCACUGAUGUCUGACCACAUUUCAACUGUCGAUGCCAGUGCUUGACUACGUCGUAUGAUGGUGCAUUAUCAUGAUAAACUUUUUUCAUCAAAAGUCUCUGUUGGUGCAGGACGUUUCAAGUAUAAGAACCUGAUCACUGAUCUGCAUUCAACUGCCUCCAUUAUAACACCUUAGUCCACUUCAACAGCCAUAAAUGACAAACGAAUUCUAGUGGAAAGCUGCAGUUUACAAUGCAACAUAUAAAGACAUGUAUAAUUAUGCCUGUGCAAGUUCUAUUUUCUGCAAUAAACAGAAGUGGGUCAGAGGAAAUCGUUAAUGAAAACCCCUCAUAUCAUUGACAAAUA